UAUAUUAAUGAUAAAAUAGGAAGCCUCAGCCGAUCUCACGUUUAUUUAAGUCGCCAAGAAAACUACCCUUCUUCGCUCUCUCACAUUGAAGACAAAUAGCACACAGUAGCCGCCACCGCCUCUGCCACCGGCCCACCACCACCAUAUAGUUGGACUAUUAAGAGAGCUAACAAAAUGAGAAGCCUUUUCAACUUAUCUUUCCUCAUUCUCCUCUUUUCACUAAUUUCAGCCUGUGCCAAGAACCACAACAAUGCAGACCUCGUCCGCACAUCAUGUGCCCAUGCUAGCUACCCCAAGAUUUGCCUCCGCACACUCUCCUCCUACUCCGGCGUCGCCACCACCCUGCGCAAUCUUGCGAGAGCCGGAGUGAAAGUCAGUCUCUCUCGCUCGAAGGCAGCUGCGAAUUUCUUGGCCCAGCUCAAGAGCCAAAGCAAGAGAGAGCAAAUUGCCCUACGCGACUGCAUAGAGCUAAUGGGGAACUCCAUGGAUGAGCUGACCGAAACCCUGUCGGAGCUGCAGCACCUCCGGAGUGGCGAUUUCGGGUGGCACAUGAGCAACGUCGAGACAUGGGUUAGUGCUGCUUUAACAAAUGAGAAUACUUGUCUUGAUGGGUUCAAAGAAAUUGAAGGAUUUAUUAGGUCUGACGUGAAGAGGAAGAUUACGAAAGUUGCUCGGGUUACUAGUAACGCUCUUUACCUUAUCGACCUUCUCGACAACUCCCACGGAAAAAAUGUUGAGAUUGCGACUCGACAGAAUUAAAGAAGUCGAGAAGAAUUAAUUAUUGUGCUUAAUGUCGAUUCCUUUGUCUUGUUAAUGGUUGUGGUACCUUUUUUAAAUAAUUACUAUUAAUUAUUUAUUAUUGGUUCUUGGAUCA
This is a messenger RNA of Olea europaea var. sylvestris, 874 nucleotides long. RefSeq names its product pectinesterase inhibitor 3-like. The record is from RefSeq and is a predicted model, not a curated record. The transcript has a single exon. NCBI's taxonomy places the organism in Eukaryota, Viridiplantae, Streptophyta, Magnoliopsida, Lamiales, Oleaceae. Gene Ontology annotation, biological process: negative regulation of catalytic activity. Gene Ontology annotation, molecular function: enzyme inhibitor activity. The coding region runs from base 175 to 759 and encodes 194 amino acids.